Messenger RNA from Cannabis sativa, 1380 nucleotides. RefSeq lists its product as uncharacterized. NCBI's taxonomy places the organism in Eukaryota, Viridiplantae, Streptophyta, Magnoliopsida, Rosales, Cannabaceae. The transcript has 6 exons. The record is from RefSeq and is a predicted model, not a curated record. The coding region runs from base 450 to 1133 and encodes 227 amino acids.
AUCAAUGUGAAUAAGAAUUACAUGAGCCACCCUAUUCUUCCUUUUCUUAUUUAUUGGAACAAAGUGACCAGAACUAUGAUUAUUAGCUGAUAACAUCGAACGCCUUCAAUGUCUAAGAAAACUAUAGCAUCAGCUGUGAUCAGAGAAAUCGAUAUGCCAGCUGCAGCAGCAAGAUAAAAAUCUUCCAUCUGGUACUAACAUGGCCAGUUUUCCAGCUUCCCUUCCAUGUUCAAGCAGUCGGGUUCGUAAACAAGUAUACCAAGCAUUCUUCAACUUGCAAUAGCUUUUAUGAGUCUGAGGGAAUCAAGAGAUAUCUUCUGUAAAUUUUGUAUUGAAGAUGUUUUGAUUGCAGACAAUGAGAAGUAGGGAUAUAACAGUGAUUUAAAUUGUACUCAUUUUAAAAACUAUGUGGUUCUCUACACCAUUUCAGUUGCAAGUAUCUGAUUUCUAUGGUCUUAAUCUCUUUUCAGUUUUCCUUCUAUAACUAUGCAAAUUUAUUUUCGGGUUUUAGGUCUUAUUAUCAAGGUUACAAAAUGAAUAUGGACAUGAUGAUAAAGACAUUACAGAAACGAUUCAAGAAAGUUCGGGAUGAAAUGGAACGGUGGGAAGAACUUCAAUCUCGUUUAGUUUCUCAAUUCAGCAAUGCAGCCUCCAUCAUCGGCCGAUUGGAAGUGCUCAAGGAUAUCAAGAAUUAUGGUAAUUUGAGUUGUAUCGAUGGCAUUCAAGAAGCUGUGUUGAAUAAGCAAAUGGAUUCAUUACAGAAUCUUUUUCUUUUGAUGAAAGACACACUGGAAGAGCUUCAUGGCAUUACUUUGUCUCUCGGGAAAAUUCAUCGCGAUGCUAGGCAAUUGAUUGAAGGAGGGUCUAAUCAGCUUGGUUCGAAACAGUUGCAUCUACAGAUUGGUGUAAAACCUACUCUUGCUUAUUGCUUAGACGGGCUUAAACAACUUCACGAAAUGCAUCAAUCCGAGUACAAUCUUAAAACAUCCUUGUUCUCAGGACUUUCAGUACUUACCUUGAAACCCAAUCCAAACGAUCUAAGUACACUGCAGCAACUCUUGAUCGAUCAACCGAACAUACCGAAAGAGGAAGUUGAAACCCUCUUUCAAAAUAUAUUUGCAGAAGAUGAUUAGAUUCUAAAGGAAGAGUUUAAUAAUUUUGAUGGUAUUAGUGAAUUUAGAUUAUUACUUAAUCCUAUUCUUUUAUGUUAUGGUUAGUUUAAUUGAGUAAUUUGUUGCUGGUUUUUCUUACAUAUAAUAUACACUAAGAAAUAUUUUCUACCAAUGAAAUAGUAUUCUUUUAUUUUUUAUUUUUCUCUAUUUUACAUUUGACUUUUAAGAUGGUAUUUAUAAUUUUAUAUCAGUAUCACUUUUCUAUCAA